Messenger RNA from Trachemys scripta elegans, 2004 nucleotides. It is a transcript of the gene PATL1, whose product is annotated as PAT1 homolog 1, processing body mRNA decay factor. Gene Ontology annotation, biological process: P-body assembly; deadenylation-dependent decapping of nuclear-transcribed mRNA. Gene Ontology annotation, molecular function: RNA binding. NCBI's taxonomy places the organism in Eukaryota, Metazoa, Chordata, Testudines, Emydidae. The record is from RefSeq and is a predicted model, not a curated record. Gene Ontology annotation, cellular component: P-body.
GACGUCAUGUACGUGUUCCGUGACGGCGAAGCGUGCGUAGCGAGGGGCGGGGGCUCGGAGCCGGAGCGGGGUCCGCGCGGGGCCUCCCUGGCGGUGGGAGUCUCCGCGCCGCGCACCAUGUUCCGCUACCAGUCCCUGGAGGACUGUCCUCUGGAUGAAGAUGCCUUUCAGACCCUGGGUGAGGAGGAUGAAGAUAUCGACCAGUUCAAUGAUGACACGUUUGGAGCCGGUGCUAUUGAUGAUGACUGGCAGGAGGCACAUGAACGGCUUGCAGAACUGGAAGACAAGCCUGCGACAGCUAGAGAGCUGGAAGAUGGGGCGGUCAGUGAUGAGAUGGACCUGCUGGGGCACCAUGAGGAGAACCUGGCCGAGAGGCUGAGCAAGCUGGUCAUUGAGAACGAGUUGGAAGAUCCAGCCAUCAUGCAGGCUGUGCAAACCCAGCCUCCAAUGCAGCAGCCAGGAGGCCUCAACUCCAGCAUCUGGGAUGGAUCCGCAGUUCUGAGGCGCAUCCGAGGACCACUUCUCACUCAGGAGAUGCCCUCGGUGUCUGUGCUGGAAUAUGCUAUGCCUCAGAGACCCCCGCAGGGCCAGGAGGAUGAGCGGGACCUCUCGGAGCGGGCACUGCCCAGGCGCUCGUCCUCCCCAGUCAUUGGGAGCCCCCCUGUCAGGGCUGUCCCCAUCGGCACCCCACCAAAGCAGGCUGCCGUGCCCAACUUCAACCAGCAGAUCCUGUGUCCAAAGCCUGUUCACAUCCGGGCCCCGAUGCAACAGCGUUAUCCUUCCCCCUACAGCGAGAGGAUGUCCCCAAACCAGCUCUGCAAUGUCCCGAAUUCUUCCCUCCUGGGCCACCCGUUCCCUCCCAGCGUCACUCCCGUUUUCACCCACCUUCAGAGAGCGCAGCUUCUAGGAGGAGCACAGGCUGGACGAAUGUCUCCUAGCCAGUUUGCUCGUGUCUCUGGACUCGUUGGCAGCCCCCUCACAUCCAUGAACCCCAAGUUGCUUCAAGGCAGAGUUGGGCAGAUGAUGUCUCCAGCCAGUGGGUUCCGUGCCUUUUUUGGGGCGCCACCACCUUCCGCGCCACCCCCAUCCCAGCAGCAGCAGCACCCCCCAUGUCCUGGGUCCCACUUGCAGAACCUAAGGCCUCACCCGCAGAUGUUCAGACCAGAUACAACUCACCUUCACCCGCAGCAUCGGCGGCUCUUACAUCAGAGACAGCAGCAGAACAGGAACCAGCACCGGAGUUUGAAUGGCUCAGCAGGGGACCGAGCUGGCCACCGGAGCAGCCAGCAGGAGCAGCUGCGGAAGGACCCCUAUGCCAAUCUCAUGUUGCAGCGGGAAAAGGACUGGGUAUCAAAGAUCCAGAUGAUGCAGUUGCAAAGCACUGACCCUUACCUGGAUGACUUCUACUAUCAGAAUUACUUCCAGAAGCUGGAGAAAGUGUCAGCGGCAGAGGAGAUGCACGGCGAUGGCCCCAAGAAAGAACGUACUAAACUCAUCACACCCCAGGUGGCCAAGUUAGAGCAUGCCUACAAGCCAGUGCAGUUUGAGGGCUCGCUGGGGAAGCUCACAGUCUCCAGUGUAAAUAACCCCCGGAAAAUGAUUGAUGCGGUGGUGACCUCCCGCAGCGAGGACGACGAGACGAAGGAGAAGCAGGUUCGAGACAAGAGACGUCAGACCCUCGUCACCAUUGAGAAGACGUACAGUCUCCUCCUGGAUGUGGAGGACUACGAGAGGCGCUACCUCCUGAGCCUGGAGGGGGAGCGGCCGGCCCUGAUGGAGGAGAGAAAGCAGAAGAUCUGUGACAUGUAUGACAAUCUGAGGGGGAAAACACCUGGCCAAGAGAGGCCAAGUGAUGACCACUUUGUGCAAAUCAUGUGUAUCCGGAAAGGGAAGCGUAUGGUUGCCCGGAUCCUGCCUUUUCUGUCCAUGGAGCAAGCGGCUGACAUACUCAUGACAACAGCCAGAAAUCUGCCCUUCCUGAUCAAGAAGGAUGCUCAGGAUGAG